Torulaspora globosa is the source of this 171-nucleotide messenger RNA. RefSeq names its product Min7p (gene MIN7). The record is from RefSeq and is a predicted model, not a curated record. The transcript has a single exon. NCBI's taxonomy places the organism in Eukaryota, Fungi, Ascomycota, Saccharomycetes, Saccharomycetales, Saccharomycetaceae. Bases 1 to 171 code for a protein of 56 amino acids.
AUGGCUGCAAACACAAGACUUUCGCUGCUGUAUGUUUCCUAUCUGACGCUCGGGAUGACGCUGCCCUUCCUGCUGCCAGCUCAUAUGACGCAAAAGGUGCUGAACGAGUCGCAUUCCACCAUUUAUAAAGGAAGAAGCAACCCAAGAUGCAUUUUCUCGAGGCUGAUCUGA